This is a messenger RNA of Thrips palmi, 459 nucleotides long. RefSeq lists its product as uncharacterized. Lineage: Eukaryota; Metazoa; Arthropoda; Insecta; Thysanoptera; Thripidae. The transcript has 3 exons. Bases 70 to 459 code for a protein of 129 amino acids. The record is from RefSeq and is a predicted model, not a curated record.
ACGCCGUCCUUCUGCUACCCCGGCUCGCCCGACCCGCGCUGCCCGCAGCCGGUGUCCCGCCUGCCGCCCAUGCCGUACCUGCCGCCCUUCCCCGACAGCCCCGGCGCCGACGAGCCGGCCCCUAACUGCUUCCCCGGCUCCAAGGACCCCCGCUGUCCCGCCGUGCCCAGCGGCCAGGCCUCGUACCUCGCGCCGCCCAACUGCUUCCCCGGGUCCACGGACACGCGCUGCAACGGCUUCACGGAGGGCAGCCAGGCGCAGGGCAGCGAGCUCGUGCCGCAGUUCCACUUCCUGCUGCCCACAGAGCUGAGCCGUGACGCCGACCCACCGCACCAGCGCAACCGGAGGGACGUCGGCGACCUGGAGGCCGCGCCAUCCGCCUUCCACCACGCCGCCGACAAGCAGCCCGAGCAGGAGUUGUUUUAUUUUAAAAAGUUACACUGGGGCUACGCCACCUAA